AAUCAGUCACGUCGGAAGCAGACCUCUCCAUCGGCAACCAGGGCCAGUCGGGUCCGAGUCCGCCCCGUACCGCCCCCUGCCUUCCACUCAUCUGGAUCUAUUCGGAGCGCCCACGGGCGCCAUUCAAUUCCCGCAUGCGACAGGUGCCGUUCCUUCAAGAAAAAGUGCAGUCGGACCUUUCCCGCAUGCGAUUUGUGUGCCAGCGCGAGCCAGAAGUGUUCAUAUAGCGCAGUACCGACUACCCCUGAGGCAGAGGUCUUGCAAUUGAGGGCAAGAGUCCAAUGGUUCAGCGAUUAUUUCAACCGUCAUAUCUUGGAAUCACACCAUGUUGCAGACAUUGGAGAUGUUGAGACUGGUCUCAGUGUUCAAUUAGAUGGAAUUGGCAAUACCACACCCGUUGAUGCAGAAAAUGCUAUUCUGAACGACAACCAAUUGCCUUAUCAGAACUCAACAGCUACACACGACCAAAAGACCAAUGUCUUCGGUGCAUCCCACGGUCUACCAACGGAUGCGGCAGCUCGCCGCUUUGUUGACGCCUAUUUUCGGAACGUCAACGGAGCAUACCCCUUUGUCAACCAGACCAAGAUCCUUGAGAAUCUCGAGACAUUGGGCGACCUAGCUCGUAGACUUCGUGACUCGGAGUCUACUCUCCUAUACUUGGUCAUGUCCAUUGGCUGCACCGCUCUAGAGCGAGCCAGUCAGGUCCCCAGAGACACGGCAAAGCGGUUCGAGGUGGCAUACGCGGAGAUUAUUCAAGAAAGCGUGUGCCGAGAUAGUAUUGAGUCUGUCCAGAUCUUAAUGCUACUAGCACUCUAUUCACUGUUUGACCCGACUGGCGCAUCGGCCUACUCUAUUGUUGGCAUUGCUGCACGGCAGGCCAUCACGACAGGGCUAGCUCGUAGGGCAGUAGGUGAAAAUGCCUAUCCGCCAGCUGAAACAGAGCUUUGCCAUCGCCUGUACUGGAGCAUAUUCGCCCUCGAUAGGUUGAUGGCUGUGUCACAAGGUCUACCGGUGGCACUAUCUGAUAACGCCGAUGUGCCGUUCCCAAAUCUGACUGUCGAGGAAUUUGCUGGCACUGAUAGAAUAAUGCAUGCGCGGAAGCUGCAGACAAGCCGACAUGUCAUCCAACUACGUCAGCUAGAGGGCCGUAUCAUGGACCGUGUUCAUUUAAGAAGAGAGACUGAGAUUGCGGAGCUAACACCCCUGGAUAGGCGAGCAACUCUGAGUGGCCUCCGAGCCUCCAUCGAAGACUGGUAUAUCCAAGGGUGUUUAAUGUCACCUAUAGGUGGUGAUAACACCACCGUUCAUAGCAGCACUACGUGGCUCAGUGCACGGUAUUACCACUUGUUGCUACUACUAUACUACCCAAAUCAUUUUAACAGCUCAGCGGGAGCUGUAUCACGGCAAGAUCUGCAGCAAUUUGCGCAGCGCCAACUGCAGGCGACGUCCGCGCUCUUCCAACAGCAACAACUGCCUCUGAAUUGCAAUACUCUUUACAGAUUGAUGCCGGUAUGUCUGGUGUUAAUGCAUCACUUUGUAUCAGUAUGUCGUUCAGCAAACUGGACAGCACAAUCUGCGUUUCCUUUCUUGGCCAGAGACGAGGUUGUAGUCGCUCUGUCCGUCCUGGAGGCGUUCCCAGAGGAAUGGAUUCUUGCACAUCGGGCGGCGCAGGUGGUGCGUCAAUUUGAGGGUGUCAUCUCAGGCGGCAUGGCGGCCUUCUUUUCAGAUGACCAAGCUUGCGGUGGCAAAGAGAGCUUGCUUGCUUUGAUGGAGCCCUGUAUCGCGAGAAUGACGUCUCUAAUACAAGAGAUGUUGGGGAAAUCAACGUGCUUCCAGUUUGUCGAGUAUCCAUCAGACGACAGCAAACGAAUGGAUGGUCCGACGGCAGCUAUGCCCCAACCGCAAUCGCAUCAACACUACCAGCAACAGCAACAGCUUCAACCUCAAGUAAUUAGUAACAUGAGCAUGAAUCGGAACGAGAUGAGUGGCAUUCAGCAAGUUGGUGUAGGAGUUGACGAUGUGAUGGGCUAUGGAUGGAGCGCUAUAGAUUUGGACUUUUUAUGA
This is a messenger RNA of Trichoderma virens Gv29-8, 2064 nucleotides long. RefSeq lists its product as uncharacterized. Gene Ontology annotation, molecular function: zinc ion binding; DNA-binding transcription factor activity, RNA polymerase II-specific; sequence-specific DNA binding. Gene Ontology annotation, biological process: DNA-templated transcription; positive regulation of transcription by RNA polymerase II. The annotation marks the transcript as partial. The record is from RefSeq and is a predicted model, not a curated record. The transcript is spliced from 3 exons. NCBI's taxonomy places the organism in Eukaryota, Fungi, Ascomycota, Sordariomycetes, Hypocreales, Hypocreaceae.